Molecule: messenger RNA, 1617 nt
Organism: Heterobilharzia americana
Lineage: Eukaryota; Metazoa; Platyhelminthes; Trematoda; Strigeidida; Schistosomatidae
Source: the annotation of a GenBank genome assembly
AUGAGUCAAAUUAGCGGAGUUCUGGAUUAUUGUAUUAAGGGAUUAAUUGAAUAUGAAACCCAGAAAGUAGUACAAAUUCAUUCGAAAAAAAUUGGUAUCACAUUCAGACUUAUACAAUUGGGAAUAAUCAUGUAUGUGAUUCUUUGGGUUAUGGUUUAUGAAAAAGGUUAUCAAUCAUUCGAUCAAGCAGUGAGUGGAGUAACGGCAAAAUUGAAAGGUGUAGCAUUUGCCAAUGUGACAAAUAAUCCAGAGAUUGGGGCUAGAGUUUGGGAUGCAGGGGAUUAUGUUAUACCACCACAACAGAACUCCGCAUUCUUUGUGAUGACAAAUGUUGUUUAUACAUCAGGACAAAUGUUAGGAGUUUGUGAAGAAGCACAUGAUGUACUUGGAAACAGUUGUUACAAUGAUUCACAAUGUCAAGCUGGACAUUUAGUUCUACGAGGUAGUGGAAUACAAACUGGACGGUGUGUAAAUUCUACAAGACAAGCAAACUUAAGUGUCUGUGAAAUAUAUGGAUGGUGUCCUACAGAGCAUGAUAUUAUUCCUAGACCUCAUUUACUUGGAUCAGCUGAAAAUUUCACUGUAAUGAUAAAAAAUAAUAUUGAAUUUCCGCGUUUUCGUGUGAAAAGAAGAAAUAUUUUAAGUUGGAUGAGUCGUUUAUUCUUAAAAACUUGUUUAUAUAAUCCAAAUGAUAAAAUACUUAAAUAUUGUCCCAUUUUUCGUCUUGGUGAUAUAUUGAAAUAUUCUGGUUCAGUUAAUAAAGACAUCUGGGAGACUGGAGGUAUGGUAUCUAUUCACAUUGAAUGGAAUUGUAACUUAGAUUUUGAUGAAGAAUAUUGUCUACCAAAGUAUAUAUUUCGUCAAUUUGAUGACUUUCAAUUGAAUGUAGCUAAAGGAUGGAAUUUUCGUUUCAGUCAUCAUUAUCUUGAUGGUGGAAAGCGUAAACGUAAUAUGAUUAAAGCAUAUGGGAUACAAUUUUUUAUAACAGUCUAUGGAACUGGAGGUAAAUUUGAUAUACUUACAUUUUCAAUGAAUUUAGGCUCUGGUUUAGCACUUCUUGGUAUAGCUACUGUGUUAUGUGAUUUAAUUGUAUUAAAUAUUACAAGUAAGAGAAGUGUUUAUCGUAAAGCAAAAAUUGAUCUAAUUGCUGAAAAGAUUAAAUUAAAACAAAAUGAAAAAAUUAAUGACGUAAACAAUAUAAAGUCAAAUCUUUCAUUCUCUGAAACUUCUAAUUCUGAAAAGAAAAGUCAACUGAUUGUACGACGUCAUCUUGAUGAAUUGAGAACACCUGAAACAGAAUAUCCACCUAAACUUCCAACUUUAAAUUCAUCUAAUCAUUAUAAUAGUUUAGUUUUAAAUGAAACAUCAGAGAAUAAAUCAAUAGAUAUCAUUUCUGAUAGAAAAUUAACAACUCAGUUCCCUUCAAUUCAACCAAGUUUUCUUGGAUUGUUAUCAUUGUGGAGAGAAAAUUCACCUCCAAGAAAUUCUUAUUCUCAUAAUAUAAUGAAUAUAACUUCAAGUGUUCACAAUAAUGGAAAUAAAGUUGACAGUUUCUUACUUCCAUCUAUUAGUCCUAUUCAACUAAGUUCUAAUGACAAAUAUUUGUCAAUACCUUAA